This is a messenger RNA of Fusarium odoratissimum NRRL 54006, 474 nucleotides long. RefSeq lists its product as uncharacterized. The coding region runs from base 1 to 474 and encodes 157 amino acids. NCBI's taxonomy places the organism in Eukaryota, Fungi, Ascomycota, Sordariomycetes, Hypocreales, Nectriaceae. The transcript has a single exon. The record is from RefSeq and is a predicted model, not a curated record.
AUGGGAGACUAUACGGAACAUGGGAACGGCGAGCUGUCUGGCAAUGCUUCCCAAAACGAGGAAGACUUUCAUUUGAAGCUUAGGGUUUGCGGCAAAGAAUGUCUCUGCAGAGUCAAUGCAGACAACAUAAAGCAUGAGCAAGUCGGAUCAGAAGACGUGGGAAACGUGCUGGCUGGAAGUAUAAGCCACGUAGCUACUUCGACAUCCAAACAGCCGAUUGUCAGCGUCGUGGAGCUGGGAGAGAUACUUGCCGAGAGCACCAAUCGCGACAGGCCAGUCCCACAAAGCCUUAACUCACUGAGGCCGCCGCAGGAUGAGGAUGCAGAAGCAGUCGCAGCUGAAACUCGGGCAGCGAUACUGGCGUUGGGACCAGAUAUUGGUAGCCAACUUUACGAGGAAUCAUGGCUGCGGCUUGGCCUGAUGGUCCCUCCACGUGGCGUAUUCCAGAACUGCUUUCACCAAAGUCGAAUUUGA